AUGAACCCCCUGGAUGCGAACCUGGGAGGCCGGCCGGCACCCCGGGGCCCGCACGCCGGCGCCGCUCAAAGCAGCGCCCGGCCGCACACCUGCCGGGCCCGGGAAGGGCCAGCCCUGGGCAGAGUCCUGGGGCUGGCGGCUGAGGCCCGGAGCCUGGGCAGGAGGCCAGGGGCAGAAGAGGAGGCCGCAGCUGGCGCCGGUGGCCAGAAGGGUGCGGGCCGGAGGCCUGAGGAGCGCGGGGCCUUCCCUAGCAGGACUCCGGUGACAGGCCGCCAUUAUCGGGCAGCUCGCGCCUCAGCCGCGGCGGCCUCCAGUCAGAGACCGGCGCGCGCCCCCGUGGUGCGCGCGGACACACCCCCUUACGCCGUGCGGCCCCGCCCCCCUCCGGCUUUCCGUAGCGCCAGCCGGGACGCAGAGCGCCAUCCUGAUUGGCCGUCCAGCCGCAGCGGGCGCGCACGGCCCGCGGCCCCGGGGGUGGUCUGCGGCAGCAGGUCCGGGCCCGGGGGUGCGCGCGCCCGGCGCGGCUUCCCCGCUCCCUCCCCGCCCCCCUUCCCACCUACCGAGCUGCGGGCAGGUGUGCGGGGGUCGCUGGGGCGGAACGCCCGGUGCAUCUUCUUCGGCUCGGGCCUGGGGUGCCUGCGGGACCCGGAGCUCUGCGGUGGGCCCGCGGGGGAGGCGCGGCCCGAGCUGGGAGGCCUGGCGUCCGUCCCGCCGGGAGGGAGGCUGCACCUUUUGUCAGAGUCACUGAGCCAUGUUUGCGGAUGGUGCAGUUGCCCAGGCGGCGGCGGCGCGGGACUGGGUGCGAUCAUCUGGGAGGACGCCGUCCCCUGCCCCGCCGGCGCGGUGGUAUCUCCCUUAAAGAACCCGGCGCCUCAUUGUUCCCGGGCCGCGGCCGCCGGGAGUCGGGGGCGCCCUGCCCGGCGCGGAAAGAAGGGGAGGUGGCACCGGCACCUGGCGCCCUGCCCGGCCGCUGUCCCCGCGUGGAGUCGGGAUCCAGCCCGCGAGCGGCCACGGGCGGCGGUCCGAGGCAGCCCGGGGCCGGGAUGGACUGCGAAGACGGUUGUACUCUCGAGGCCAGACUGCCAGCGAUCCGUCAGGUCCCGGCACUCAGUCGCCCGACAGCCAGCCCGGGAUUGUCAGCGACUCAGAGGCUCGGACUAUCCCAUUAUUCAGUUAGUUACGCAGAUCAGACUUCUACCAGACUGAGAGUUCCUGGGGACAGGAACCUUAUCUAUGAAGACUUGUCUACCUGAUAUGGUACUAAAACACACCUGAGGAAGUACUGUCCUGCAUUGCUUGUGAGGAGGCAAAACGACAUAACUCAUUAAGAAAAUUUGGCAACACACAGCCACUCCACAUAUAUAGUUACUAUUUCACGGAGCAAUCCUAAAUCAAAUCCUAAGCUUGUUGGACUCAAUCCUAGUGAUAUAUUGGCAAAAAUACAAAAAGCUCUGUGCACAGGGCUGUUAUUCAUUAUUGCAUUUUUAUAGCAAAACACUGGAAACUGCUCACAUGUCAAUAAAGAACUGGAUGAGUAAAUUAUAGUACGUGCACAGGAUAGAGUGCUAUGCAGCUAUAGAAAGAUAUAUGAAAGACUUCUUCCAUAUACUAGUAAACAUACUCGGGGUGAUACCCAUUUAUAUUGUUCAUGAAAUAAAGUGUGUAAUAGUAUUUA
Molecule: messenger RNA, 1675 nt
Organism: Suricata suricatta (meerkat)
Lineage: Eukaryota; Metazoa; Chordata; Mammalia; Carnivora; Herpestidae
Product: translation initiation factor IF-2-like
Exons: 5
Coding region: 1-1206 (401 amino acids)
Source: RefSeq, a predicted model, not a curated record